Messenger RNA from Chenopodium quinoa (quinoa), 2049 nucleotides. RefSeq names its product GPI mannosyltransferase 3-like. The transcript has 9 exons. Gene Ontology annotation, biological process: GPI anchor biosynthetic process. The record is from RefSeq and is a predicted model, not a curated record. Bases 212 to 1828 code for a protein of 538 amino acids. Gene Ontology annotation, molecular function: alpha-1,2-mannosyltransferase activity. Gene Ontology annotation, cellular component: endoplasmic reticulum membrane. NCBI's taxonomy places the organism in Eukaryota, Viridiplantae, Streptophyta, Magnoliopsida, Caryophyllales, Amaranthaceae.
CCCUUUUCCUUUGUUGAAGUUGAACUAAGCUAUUCACAUGAAAUCAAAGCAAUAAUACCUUUCGGUUAAUCUUCCAUCUUUCCUCAAUUACACCUCCACACCAUCGAUUUUUCCGUUCAACUCCUCCCUGCUCCGCUGCCCAAAACCCCCUUUACUCUGAUUAUCAGAUUAAUCACUGUAAUUAAUGCCGAUUAUUGUUGUUUGUUAGAUAAUGAGAAUGAGGCAAAAUGUAUCUGAUAAAAGGGAAACAGUAGAUAUUCCAGCUUCAUUUGAUGUUGAUUCAAAGAACAAUCCAGAAUCUUCUGCUACAUCAUGGAAGACCAUUUUCUACCUUUGUCUUGCUUUGCGUAUGGUAAAUUCAUUCUUGGUGCAGACUUACUUUAACCCUGAUGAGCAUUGGCAGUCUCUUGAAGUUGCGCAUCGCCUCGUGUUUGGAUAUGGACAUCUUACAUGGGAAUGGAAGAGGGGAAUUCGCGGUUACUUGCAUCCACUUUUGUUUGCUGUUCUUUAUAAAGUUUUGGCUUUUCUUCACCUUGAUACUCCUUGGAUUAUGAUGAAAGCACCACGGUUGCUGCAAUCCAUUUUUGCUGCCAUAUGUGAUUUGUACUUGUACAAAUUUUCUGACAUCAUUUUUGGGAAGCAGGUUGCUAAGUGGACUCUUUUCUCUCACCUUACAAACUGGUUUGUGUUUUUCUGUUGUACGAGAACUUUAUCCAACAGUUUAGAGACUGUUCUUACUAUAGUCAGUCUUUAUUAUUGGCCAUGCAUGAGAGUUAGCUCUGGCAAAAUGUCUUCAAGUUCUAGAAGGUGGGCUCUGGUUACUGCUGCAUUAGCCAGUGCUGUUCGUCCAACCAGUGCCAUAGUAUGGCUGUAUGUCGCUGUUCUAGAGCUGCUUGUGGCUUCUGAUGGACUAAAAUUCAUCUUUCUUGAGGCUGCUCCUAUUGGGGCAGCAGUGCUUGCAAUCACAACUCUGUUGGAUCGUAUGGUUUACGGGUCUUGGGUCAUAGUGCCUUUAAAUUUUCUGAAAUUCAACUUUCUUUCCUCUGGCGGAGACUAUUAUGGAACUCAUCCUUGGCAUUGGUACUUCACUCAAGGCUUUCCUGUGAUGAUCUUCACCUUCUUGCCAUUCUCUUUGGCAGGCAUCAUAGACUCUAAACACUGGAAGCUCUCUGGUUUAAUUGGCUGGGUUAUAGGCAUUUACAGUUUGUUGGGUCAUAAAGAAUUCAGGUUUAUCUUGCCUAUUCUUCCAAUAGCAUUGAUGUUUUCUGGGUAUACAUUAGCAGCUCUUGAAGCACCUGACUUACCAAUGGGUAAAAACAAAAAGGCAUCAACCACACAUACUAAAUGGCCUGUAAAGUUGCGAUUAGCAGUUUUCUUUUUGCUUGUCACCAACAUCCCAAUGGGCCUCUAUAUGAGUUUGGUUCACCAGAGAGGACCUGAAGACGUAAUGCAAUAUAUUGCAAGAGAAUCACUCAAUGGUGAAGUCAGAAGUGUACUCUUCUUGACACCAUGUCAUGCCACACCUUAUUACUCAGCUAUUCACCAAAAUCUGCCCAUGCGCUUCUUGGACUGUACACCAAGUGAACAAAGAGGAACCCCAGAUGAAUCCGACCGUUUCAUGCUGGAUCCACGUGGCUUUGCAACAGAACUUGCAAAGAACUGGUCUUUACCUAGCCACAUUGUUUUAUUUGAUUCCGAAGAGAGGAAGUUGAAAGAAUUUCUAAUCUCACAAUCUUUUAGAGAGGUGAAGAGAUUCUUCCAUGCUCACUUUAAGGUAGAUCGUGAUCUUCAAUCGUCAAUGGUCGUGUAUAUGUACACAGGGUGGUGAUAGAACUGACAUGCCCGCAAUCUUAAUGCUAAGCCAGUCCCUGUUUUUGAUCACUUUUUUUGGUAUUUUCAUACUCUGGCUGGCUAAUAAAAGUGUACUCGCUUUUGACUUAACUGUAUUAACAUUGAUUUAGCUGUUAAAAUUUUACAUUUCUUCAUUAAUUUAUACCGACAAAGAAUCACUACUGAUUGUUCUUAAUUUAAUUAUGGUGAUUGUCACAA